Molecule: messenger RNA, 1749 nt
Organism: Odocoileus virginianus texanus
Lineage: Eukaryota; Metazoa; Chordata; Mammalia; Artiodactyla; Cervidae
Source: RefSeq, a predicted model, not a curated record
AUGCCCAACGCAGGGGGCUGUGGGGGAGGUUCUGACUGUCGCCUGCGGCUGAGCCUCGGCGGGCGCGGAGGAGUCGCCUCCGCGACUCGCGGUGUUGGCCCCGCACGCCUUCUUCCCGCCCCGCGCUCCCCCGGGCUUCUGUCCAGCUGCGUCUCCGGAGGACCGAACGUUUAUCACAGACGCCGCAGGGUGGUCCUGCCCAACGCGCCGCGGACUGAUGCAGUCAGGAACCCUCACUGCUCGCUGCAUCUGUCAUCCGCAGGACAACCCAGGGCGUUCCGGAGCCUGGAACUCCCGCUGGAGGAAGCCGACGAACCGGACUCCGCGGAGCGCGCGGGAGGAGCCGCGGGAAUCCAGGGAGAGGAGGGCGCGGCGGGCGGCGAGGGCGCGGCGCGCACAGGAACUCUGCCGCGCCAGCCGCGGUUGUCUGUUUCGCUCACGAUUCUGUUCCUUGGCGACUUGAACAGAGACUGGGACUUUGAGUCCUGGCUCCGAUGGAACUCUAUCCUCCUGCCGCCGCUGCCGGAGAUGCUCCCACUUCAUCUUCAGGGCUUUGUCAGGCACCGCCCCUUCUACGUGCGGACAACCAGCCCCACGACCGCCGGGGCCAUCCGCCGCAGCCGCCCGCACUUGAUCCGAAAGAACAAGUACCGCCGGAGUUGCGCGCGGCCGCCAUCCGCCCCGCGCACCGCGCGGUCGUUCUGCGCAGCCUGUGAUGGUGAAAGAGAGGCGGACCUGCCCCACCCAGAGCCCCUGGCCGACCCCCUUCCCCGAAGCAAUGACAUUCAGCCUAUAAGAGGGGCAAACCAGUCGAGAGUCUCUGAGUUCCUCCUCCUGGGGCUCUCCAGGCAGCCCCAGCAGCAGCAGCUCCUCUUCCUGCUCUUCCUCACCAUGUACCUGGCCACGGUCCUGGGAAACCUGCUCAUCCUCCUGGCCAUCAGCGUGGACUCCCGCCUGCACAUCCCCAUGUACUUCUUCCUCUGCAACCUGGCCUUUGUGGACACCUGCUUCUCCUCCACCACUGUCCCCAAGGUGCUGGCCAACCACAUACUUGGGAGCCAGACCAUCUCUUUCUCUGGGUGUCUCACACAGAUGUACUUUGUUUUCAUGUUCGUGGACAUAGACAAUUUCCUCCUGGCUGUGAUGGCCUAUGACCGCUUUGUGGCUGUAUGCCACCCCUUACACUAUUCAGCAAAGAUGACCCCCCAGCUCUGUGCCCUACUGGUCACUGGGUCGUGGAUCAUCGCCAACUUGAAUGUCCUGUUACACACCCUGCUGAUGGCUCGACUCUCCUUCUGUGCAGACAAUGCCAUCCCCCACUUCUUCUGUGAUGUGACUCCCCUCCUCAAACUCUCCUGCUCUGACACACACCUCAAUGAGGUGAUGAUUCUGACUGAGGGUGCCCUGAUCAUGAUCACCCCGUUCGUUUGCAUCCUGGCUUCAUAUGUCCUUAUCGCCUGCGCUGUCCUGAGGAUCCCAUCCCCAAAGGGGAGAUGGAAAGCCUUCUCCACUUGUGGCUCCCACCUGGCUGUGGUUUCCCUCUUCUAUGGCACCAUCAUUGCUGUGUAUUUCAACCCUUCAUCCUCCCACUCAUCAGAGAAGGACACUGCAGCUACUGUGAUGUACACAGUGGUGACUCCCAUGCUGAAUCCUUUCAUCUACAGCCUGAGGAACAGGGACUUGAAAAGGGCUCUUGGAAAAGUGGUUGGCAGGAAAAUGUUUUCUGUCUCAGGAGAGAAUCAAAACUGA